UAAAGCACCUAUCUAGUUCACUCCUCUCCUCUCAAUGUAACUGUGUGACUGUGAAGAAGAAGAAGAAUGCUUCUCUUAGCCUCAGCUUCAUCCUCUCCUCUUUCUUUCCCUUCUUCACCUUCAAACCUUCAUCUUUUCCUUCCUUCCUCAUUUCCUCGUCCUUCACUGCACCUUCCCCUUCCCCCUCCUUCUUCUACUUACCAAGCAACCCCACUUCGCCUCCAUACCCCACCACCCCUUUUUUCCUCUUCCCCUUCUUCUUCUUCUGUGGAGCAAUCUGGUUCAUUUUCUCAGAUUCACAAUGGCUUGUUGUACUCCAGAGCUUAUUGGGUUAGUGAAUCUGUUAUUGCUUGGAAUGUGGAGGUUGGAAAUGGAUUUUCCUACCUACUUGCGAGCAAAGAUGCUACUUUGAGCAUUGCAAAUUAUAAAAUUCAAGGUGAGGAUUUGAAAAUUAAGCUCGAAGAGGAUAGGGCUGGCCUUCCUGCAAAUGUGGUGGAGAAAUUUCCACAUAUUCGAGGUUACAGAGCUUUCAAACUGCCACCCAAUUUGGAUGUUAAAUCUCUUCUUAAAUCCCAGUCAGUGGUUGUUGUUUAUGAUUCUGAUGAGAAAUUCAGGAAUUGUACUGGUUUGCAGUUACCUGGUGUCUUAGAUGAGAUUUUCUCAUAUAAUGGUCCCCUUGGUGCACUUUACUCAGAGGAAGCUGUGUCACUUUACCUAUGGGCGCCUACUGCUCAAGCAGUACAUGCUUACAUCUAUAAGGACCCAUCAGGAGAUGAUCCCAUGGAAAUUGUUCCCCUUGAGGAAGAACAUGGUGUUUGGAAAACUAAAGGACCAAAAAGUUGGGAAGGCUGUUACUAUGUUUAUGAAGUAUGUGUUUACCACCCUAGCACUUUGCGGGUUGAAAAAUGCUAUGCAAAUGAUCCAUACGCUAGAGGACUUUCAUCAGAUGGCAGGCGGACUUUUCUGCUUAAUCUUGACUCUGAUGAAUUAAAACCUGAUGGAUGGGAUAGUCAGGCAAAUGAGAAACCUAUUUUACAUUCCUUCUCUGAUAUAAGCAUAUAUGAAAUGCAUAUAAGGGAUUUCAGUGCCAAUGACCUCUCUGUGCAACCUGAAUUGCGUGGUGGCUAUCUGGCCUUUACGUUGCUGGAUUCAGCAGGUGUACUUCAUCUAAAGAAAUUAUCAAAUGCUGGUAUUACACAUGUCCAUCUAUUGCCAGCAUUUCAGUUUGCCGGGGUUGAUGAUCAAAAGGAAAACUGGAGAUUUGUAGAUACCUCAAUACUGGAAAGUUUGCCUCCGGAUUCAGAUCAGCAACAAGCUCUCAUUACAGCCAUCCAAAAUUUUGAUGGAUAUAACUGGGGGUACAACCCUGUUCUUUGGGGCGUUCCUAAAGGUAGUUAUGCAAGUAAUCCAAAUGGUCCAUACCGUACAAUUGAGUUCCGUAAGAUGGUUCAGGCUCUAAACCAUAUUGGCCUUCGCAUUGUGUUGGAUGUUGUCUACAAUCAUUUGCAAGGAAGUGGGCCCUUUGAUGAACAUUCUGUCCUUGAUAAGAUUGUUCCAGGUUACUAUCUAAGAAGGAAUACUGAUGGUUUCAUUGAGCACAGUACUUGUAUUAAUAAUACUGCCAGUGAGCAUGUUAUGGUUGAGCGUUUGAUCCUUGAUGAUCUUGUACACUGGGCGGUCAAUUACAAGAUUGAUGGGUUCAGAUUUGACCUUAUGGGUCAUAUAAUGAAGGGCACAAUGGUGAAAGCAAAAGAUGCUCUCCAUUGUUUAACAAAAGAAAAGGAUGGAGUUGAUGGUUCAAGCAUCUACAUAUAUGGUGAAGGAUGGGACUUUGGUGAAGUUGCCAAAAAUGGACGUGGAAUAAAUGCUUCUCAGUUCAAUCUCUCUGGAACACAAAUUGGGAGCUUUAAUGAUCGAAUCCGAGAUGCCAUACUUGGUGGAUCUCCAUUUGGCCACCCUCUUCAGCAAGGUUUUGUAACUGGUCUACUCUUGCAGCCUAAUGGCCAUGACCAUGGAACGGAAGCUAACGCGGAAUCCAUGCUUGCUGCAUCAAAGGAUCACAUUCAGAUUGCGAUGGCUGCAAACUUGCAGGAUUUUGUGCUAACCAAUUUUGAAGGAGAAGAGGUAAAAGGGUCAGAUUUAUUAAGACAUGAUGGGACAUCUGUUGCAUAUGUCUCAUGCCCAAUAGAGACUAUCAAUUAUGUUUCUGCGCAUGACAAUGAAACUUUGUUUGACAUUGUGAGCUUAAAGACUCCAAUGGAUAUCACUGUAGCUGAGAGAUGCAGGAUAAACCAUUUGGCAACAAGUGUUAUAGCAUUAUCACAGGGUAUACCAUUUUUUCACUCUGGAGAUGAGACACUCCGCUCAAAAUCACUGGAUCGAGAUUCAUACAAUUCUGGUGAUUGGUUCAACAGGAUUGACUUUACAUACAAUUAUAAUAAUUGGGGUGUUGGACUUCCUCCACAGGAGAAAAAUGAAAAGAACUGGCCACUAAUCAAACCAAGACUGGCAGACCCAUCCUUCAGGCCUCAGAAGAUUGACAUCCUUGCUGCUGUGGAAAAUUUCUUAAACCUGUUGCGCAUAAGAUACUCUUCACCACUUUUCCGCCUGAGGACGGCAAAUGCUAUACAGCAACGAGUACGCUUUCACAAUACCGGACCAUCAUGGGUUUUUGGAGUCAUAGUAAUGAGCAUUGAAGAUGGUCAUGAUGGCUUUCCUGGGUUGUCUCAGCUGGAUCCCAUAUAUUCAUUCAUUGUGAUUGUUGUCAAUGCGAGUCCAAAAGAAGUAUCAUUUAUCUGCCCUCCCCUGCAAUCAAGAAGUCUCCAGUUGCAUCCCAUACAGGUAAUGUCAUCUGAUGACCUUGUUAGGAGCUCAACAUACGAGGCAUCUUCUGGCUGUUUUGUUGUGCCUCAAAGGACAACAGCUGUGUUUGUGGAGCCAAGGAAAAUGUGAGUCACUGCUUCUGUCAAAUAUGGUUGUUAAACCAGUAAUGUAAAAAUUUCCUCUGUAUACACUACUGGUGAUUAUGAUGCUAGUUUUGGUGCAUCAGGAUGGAUUCUCAUGUGACCUUCACACACUGAACACGUUUGGAUCCUUUGUUUUUAAACCACCUCCUCCUCCUAAGUUAGAGAUGGAACUUGAAACAAAUACUAACCUAGAUUUGUUGCAAAAAGGUUUCACACACAUUCACUCAUAGCUAUGUUUAUUUUCAUAAGAUUACUCGUGUCCGUAGUGGUUAAAAUGGAUCUAGAGUUGCAUUAGUUCAAUGUAAGAAAUAAUAUAAGU
Messenger RNA from Gastrolobium bilobum, 3285 nucleotides. RefSeq names its product pullulanase 1, chloroplastic. The transcript is spliced from 28 exons. The coding region runs from base 67 to 2952 and encodes 961 amino acids. Lineage: Eukaryota; Viridiplantae; Streptophyta; Magnoliopsida; Fabales; Fabaceae. Gene Ontology annotation, molecular function: pullulanase activity. The record is from RefSeq and is a predicted model, not a curated record. Gene Ontology annotation, biological process: carbohydrate metabolic process.